AUGCAGUUCUCAACUCGCUCAGCCCUAGCGGCCCUCCUCAUGGCCACCGACGCCCUGGCCUGCGGCAAGGGUUACCACCACCGCCCCAGGCCCACGACGCUGCAGACCUCGACCCUGAUCGCGACGCCCGUGCCCUCAUCCACCCCCAUCGCCGAGGCCCCAGCGGUUCCCACCAUCCUCCCCACAGUCGUCGAGAGCUCCUCCUCUGCCUCGUCGUCCUCGUCCUCCGUCGUCAUCGAGCCGAGCACGACUUCGUCGUCCUCCUCGGCCGCGUCGACGCCCACCACCCCUGCCACGUCCGGCCUCACCGCCGACGAGCAGGCCGCCCUGGACAGCCAGAACAGCGCCCGUGCCGACGUUGGCGCCACCGCCCUCACCUGGGACGCCGGCCUCGCCAGCGACGCCCUCGAGUGGGCCCAGCACCUCGCCUCCUCCGGGUCCUCGGGAACCCUGACCCACUCCACCACCACCUCCGAUGGUGAGAACCUGUACUGGCAGAGCAGCUCCGGCUCGCCCUACGCCAACGCGGCCAACGCCUGGGUCGGCGAGAAGGACCUCUACAACGGCGAGGCUAUCACCGGCACCGGCAACUUCGAGGAGUACGGCCACUACACUCAAGUCAUCUGGGCCUCUACCUCCAAGGUUGGCAUGGCUGUUGCAUCUGACGGAAGCGGUGGAUACUACGUCGUCGCCCGCUACAACCCUGCAGGUAACAUGAUUGGCGAGACUCCCUCUUCUGGUUAA
Molecule: messenger RNA, 744 nt
Organism: Diaporthe citri
Lineage: Eukaryota; Fungi; Ascomycota; Sordariomycetes; Diaporthales; Diaporthaceae
Exons: 3
Coding region: 1-744 (247 amino acids)
Cellular component (GO): extracellular region
Source: RefSeq, a predicted model, not a curated record